Colletotrichum spaethianum is the source of this 540-nucleotide messenger RNA. RefSeq lists its product as uncharacterized. The transcript has 2 exons. NCBI's taxonomy places the organism in Eukaryota, Fungi, Ascomycota, Sordariomycetes, Glomerellales, Glomerellaceae. The record is from RefSeq and is a predicted model, not a curated record. The coding region runs from base 1 to 540 and encodes 179 amino acids.
AUGAUUAUCGCAUCCAUUACGCUGCCCCACUGGGUCACCUACUCCGUUACGGCCACGGACGGCAAGGAGUUCUCAAAACACAUCGGCCUGCAUCGCGCAUGCUCGAACCUAUAUGACCCGCCAUGCCAGGAGUUUCCGACAGAAGAGUUGUGCAGUAAGAAUGGCGAGCGGUACUUCUGCUCCAUGUGGCGCUCUGUCGGCUUCCUGGCUUCCUUCUCGACGAUUUUGCAUCUUGCAUCCAUCGUCACCUUCAUCGUCAUCAUGGGCGGCGGCAAGUACAAGCGCGAGACUGGCUGGAAGAUCCUCGGCGGACUUCUGGUUUUGGUCGGCGUAGUCGAGUUCACGCUGAUGGGCAUUGUGGCAUACCUCUACGAUAACGAUGAGCAGUUCCAGGUUCCCGGCUGGGGCUUGGAUACCUCCUGGAUUCUUUGCACCAUCAGCGCAUCCGUCUCUGUUCUCUGCGCUGUUGGCCUGGCCAUCUCCGCCUUUGUGCUCCCGCCAGAGGAGGGAUACGAAUUCCUCAAUGACCCCUUGCCGUAA